Molecule: messenger RNA, 4521 nt
Organism: Malassezia pachydermatis
Lineage: Eukaryota; Fungi; Basidiomycota; Malasseziomycetes; Malasseziales; Malasseziaceae
Product: snf5-domain-containing protein
Exons: 7
Coding region: 1-4521 (1506 amino acids)
Biological process (GO): chromatin remodeling; translation
Cellular component (GO): ribosome; mitochondrial small ribosomal subunit; nuclear chromosome
Molecular function (GO): structural constituent of ribosome
Source: RefSeq, a predicted model, not a curated record
AUGAGAUCUCUCCGUUGGGCUCGUGCGGCCCUGCGUGCGCCACAGGCGCUUCGCUCAUAUACCACCAAUGCAUCGCUAGAGGCAGCGGCUCAUGUGCCAGCAUUCUCCAUCCCCGAGGAACCGAUUGCGAUUGAGCAUGCAGAUGAAGCGACAGCGCAGGCAAGUGAAGCGCAGCGUCGCGCCAACUACCAAUAUACUCAUCCAGAGGAAGCAAAGAAUGAACUUGAGCGUCAGAUUCGUAAGAUGCAUCAUACACUGUACGAAGAACUGGGCGGCCUUGCGAGCACACAAUCGCGCGAUACCUCGUUCCGCCCGUUCAAGCUGCGCACGCAGCCGAUCGAGGGAUAUGAACUCACUCUCUCUCACCUCUUAGCCGCAACGGCCCAGAUGGGGCACGCUAAGCAGCAUGUCAAGCAUAGCUAUGGUCCCCUGCUGUAUGGAUACCGACAUGGACAAGCGAUUAUUGACGUCGAGCGAGCAACACUGCCUGCGCUUCGGCGUGCUGUGCAAGUGGUGCGACAGAUUGCAGAGAAUGAUGGCAUCAUUCUGAUUGUAGGCACACGACCGAACCUGCGUUCAGUGGUUCGCUCCGCUGUGGAGCGCUUGGGCGCCAACGGUUUCCACGUGAGUGUGGACCGCUGGACGCCAGGUGUGCUUACCAAUGCGUCGAAAUUGCUGGCGUCGGCGACGCAGUACAGUGUACAGCGAUCCCGAAAAGAGGGCAGCGAAGAGGCUAUGCCCAACAUGUCGCGCCUCGCAGCGACAACGUACCGUCCUGACUUGGUCAUUGUCCUGAACCCUACGGAAAAUGAGCAUGCGCUACGGGAAGCGACACAGGCGAAUGUGCCCACGAUGGCGAUUGUCGAUACGAAUGUGGACCCGCGCGCUGUGACGUAUGCGAUUCCUGCAAACGACGACUCGCCUCGAGUAGCCGAGCUUGUGCUGGGUGUGCUUAGCAAGGCUGGCGAGGAUGGCCUGCGUCGUCGUUGUGCUGCAGUCGAGGCCUGGGACAAGGACCAGCGCCGGCAUCGUCGUCGCGCUGCACAGGCCUCGUCAUCGCGUGCAGACCAGCGUCGCAGCGAUAGUGACGUCGAUCGAAGCGGUGUGUCACCGUAUGGUGGCGACGCGUCGUUGACGACGACACCACCGCCUGGCACAGCUCCCACGUCGCAGGCAGGGCCAUCGACGUUGACCAUGCCGCCCAAUGCUAGUGACACAAAUCUCUCGUCUCACGCACGACCACCACCGACGACAGUGGCGCCAAUGAAUCCAGGGGCCCCGCCGUCGAUGGGCGGUAGUCAUUUCCUUUCGUCCGUGGGCAGCUUUGCCCCGAACUUUUUAGGCACGCCGACGAUGCCGUCAGCGGAGCACGAUACCAACAAAACCACGGCCAAGAAACCGAAGGGGCCUUCGCGCCCUGUGGGCCGCCCUCCGUUGGCAGGAAGAGCUACAGGAGCACGUCGUGGACGUCCUCCACGCAAUCCACGGCCGCCUACGGAAGAGGCAGCGUCAAUGCCAGCGUCGUCCACAGCGCCUCGGCCGCCUGGUGUCUCGAUGAUGCAGCCUGGGUGGACGCCUGUAUUGACCAUGCCACAGCAGCAAGCACUGUUAUCUCGCGCUGUCCAAGUCUCCAAAGCGCAAAACCAGGCGUCGUUUACGCCCUUCCAUGCGUUGAUGCAGAUGGGUUCGCCCACCGAGAACCUUCGAUACUGGCCAGAACUUCCUACGCCGCAGCGCGAUCGCCCCUUGGUCGAUGGUGGUAUCCCGCCGCUGACCAAUGUGGCAGGGAUCCCCAUUACGACGCACAAUACCCAGCUGACCAAGCUUCCGAUUCCCUUGCCAGAGGCGGCCGAUGAUGUGUACAAACCGCUCACGGAGAAAGACACUGAGGAGCUACGUACGAUCCUGGAGAACGAUGCGUCGUUCCGUGCACGUAUGACGCAGCAGCAAAAAGCCAUGGAUACCGAGCUGUACGUACGUGUCGCCCGCUUGAUGCAGCCUACGCGACCACUGCCCUGGUGGGAGACGUCGGCGCUGCCAGACGCGCCCAAGCCGCCCAGUGAGUCUUUGCGACUGAUCUACCCUGUGCAACGCCAGCGUGCCCUGGAGCAGGGUGUACGUGGUGUACGCCCUGUGGUGCCGCUGGACGUCGACGAAGUAGCGCAUGCACAUGCGCUCUAUGUUCCGAUUCGACUGGAGCUGGAGCAUGAACCCUACAAGCUGCGCGAUACGUUUGUAUGGAACGCCGCGGAACCCGACUCGGCCAUGGACAUCUUUGCCGUAGGGCUCUGUGAAGAUUUGGGUGUGCCCACGUCGGUGUUUGUGGAGUUGAUCAAGUCGUCGAUCCAGUGGCAAGUGCAAGAGUACACAACGGCCAUGGCGCUGCGGGCGGUGGAAGCCGCGCCAGAGGCGAAUGUUGAGGGACGUGGGCAGUGCACAGAGACACAGCGCAUCGCCUGGGACGCAUUGCGGACCUAUGUGUGGGCGGCAGGUACCAAGCCCGCCCCGCCAAUCGAUGAAGAGACGCCGUCCACGAUCGAUGAGCAAGACGAGCUACGGAUCGUCAUCAAAGUGGAUAUCCUGGUCGGCGCUACGCAUCUAGUGGACCAAUUUGAAUGGGAUUUGCGCGCGAACGAUACGGUCGCUGCGGAGCGCUUUGCGCAAGCGUAUACAGCUGACUUGGGCCUGGGCGGCGAGUUUACCACCGCGGUGGCACACUCGAUUCGUGAGCAAGUGGGCACGCACAUUCGGUGGCUUACGCUGCUGGGAUACCCCUUCCACAAGCUUACGCAGAUGGACGAGGAGGUGCGUACCUCGUUUCUUCCUCCCCUGGCCCCAGAGCACAGUGCACGACCCCGUGAGGCCGUGGACCGAUUCACGCCGAAACUCGUGCAGCUGCAUCCGAGCGAUGUAGCGAUGAUGGAGCGCGAAUACGAUCGCGAUGUGCGACGGAAGCGACGACAGACCAAAGGACGGCGCGGCGCGACGACAAUUGAUCACGAGCCGCAGCGUACGAUCCGAUCGCUCCCGCUGUGGGGCUUGCAAGGCGCAACGCCGGAUCUGGAGAAGCCGCCUGUGCUGCAUGCACGUCGUGCGGCCGCGGCUGCGGCUGCUAGUAUGCUGAUGCAUGAGUCGUCGGCGCAUGACGACCGUGCGUCGCCCGCCCCGCCCACGACCAAGCGCGUAAAGCAAGAGUACCAGGACAUGCUGUUCCGGUACCCAGGCGGCCUCGGUCCUAUCAUGCUUCGCAGGACCGCCUCUGCGCCCCGCUACGGUGGCGCGUGGGCUGCGCACACCGCGGCGGCUACGUCAGCGACGGCAGCGGCUACCAACACAGCGUCGACCACGCCCAUGACAUCCGGCGCAGAGCCCAAAAACGCCUUCCAUGUCCCGCCACGGCAUGUGCGCCCGGAAGACUUGGAACGACAGCAUCCGACGAUGAUUCAUGGCCAAUGGCACUGUGCGAACUGCGGCAUGCCGGGUGACAUGGACGCGGCGCGGCGCAAAGGCCCAGCGGGCGAAAAGACACUGUGUGGACCGUGUGGAAAGUACUACCACCGCCAUCGACGUGUCCCGAAUGUCAAGUAUACCUUGGACGCGGACUACCAUCGCGGGAGCGACGACGAGGCAGCAUCCUCUACGCCCCCCUCAUGGCUUACGCAGGCCGUGGAGCAUUGCCGGACCAAGUAUCCUACAGACCGAUUCCACGUCCAACCCCGUAUCCGCCCUGCGGAUAUCCCACCGGAUGGCGACGACUGGCGGAUCAAGUGUGUGGACUGCCCUGGCAAAGUGUACAAGCCUGGACCAGGUGAAUCCUUGGCAAACUUUGAAAUUCAUUUGAAAAACCGUAGUCAUCGCACAGCCGUUGCGAAGCGGCUCGAAAAGGCAUUGUUGGCCCAUGAUGAUGCGGAGCAUGUAAAGCAAGGCGAAGGGCAACAGGAUCUCUUAUUUGCAGCAGUGGAUCGGGAUGGCGUCUCAGCGUUAAACGCGAAAGAUGAGAGGGCUGCUGCGGCGAUUAUUAGGCCAUAUGAUCAACGUAUGGAUGAAACGCAGGCGCUCGAAUCGGAUGUGGACGAUGAACUACUGAUUCGGAUACCCUUUGUGGGGAGUGUGCGACUCCGAGCCCUGCUCGUGCGAACGGGCCCCGACGCCAUGACGCCACUCGCUAUUCAUAUCUACAAGAACAUCGAGACGUUGGACUUUGACGAUGCAGCGAACGAGACGCCAAAGCCGACACAGAAACUCGAGUCAAUUCCUACGACAAGUGAUGUAGUAGAGCUUCCAUUGCUUGCGGCACGGUUUUCGGACGUCCAAACCUUAACGCUCUAUAUCCCUGGCAGCCUUGGCGGCGAGCGUCACGCUGCAGACCCACAUACACGCUUCACUUUCCUGGGAUUCCGUGGCGAGGCGCGUAUGCUGCAGCGCAAUGGGCCUGCAACCAUCGUGUACGAAGCGGCACCACGCGCCACCGAUCAUACACGUGUCGCAGGCACCGCCUCAGGAACCCACCCUACCCAGUAG